Molecule: messenger RNA, 1302 nt
Organism: Tachyglossus aculeatus (Australian echidna)
Lineage: Eukaryota; Metazoa; Chordata; Mammalia; Monotremata; Tachyglossidae
Gene: LMO3
Product: LIM domain only 3
Exons: 5
Coding region: 508-945 (145 amino acids)
Biological process (GO): positive regulation of transcription by RNA polymerase II
Cellular component (GO): nucleus
Molecular function (GO): DNA-binding transcription factor binding; transcription coactivator activity
Source: RefSeq, a predicted model, not a curated record
AGAAGCUGAAAGACGUUGCUAACUAGGGACCUAGUGAAGAGUUUAUAAAGCUGGAGGAGGGGCAAGUCUAUUCAGGUUGGGUGUGCAGCAGUGGGGAAGAGAGAGCCAGAGAGAGAGAGAGAUUUUUCUUUCUCUGUGUAGUUGCUUUUGGAGAAGGUGAUGGUAACAGGGGUCACAGUAACUUCAUUUUUCCCCUCAGCCGAGACUGCUGUCUAAAAUUGGACUUUUCAGCAAUCCGGUGGGGUCUCUGCACGCCCUCUCCCUUCUGGAAUCUCUCCUGAAAGUGGCCUCGCUGACUUGCUGGAAAUAUCUUGGAAGUUGCGAGGUGGGGGGGGGCCCAGGUGGGAACUUGGACGUCCGUUCUGUUCCAAAGACCUGUUUCCUUUUUUGUUUUUCUGCUGAGCCCAUUCUUAGGAGCUAAGGAGAAGAGCGACACGGCAGCCUUCUGCGUUGAUUUCUGCCUUCUCAUCUCCCCCCUUUGCAUCGCUUAAUUGAGACGGUAUACAAAUGCUCUCAGUCCAGCCAGACACGAAGCCGAAAGGUUGUGCUGGCUGCAACCGGAAAAUCAAGGACCGCUACCUUCUCAAAGCCUUGGACAAAUACUGGCAUGAGGAUUGCCUGAAGUGCGCCUGCUGCGACUGCCGUCUGGGAGAAGUGGGAUCCACUCUCUACACCAAAGCCAACCUCAUCCUGUGUCGCAGAGACUACCUCAGGUUAUUUGGCGUGACGGGGAACUGCGCAGCCUGUAGCAAGCUGAUCCCGGCCUUCGAGAUGGUGAUGAGAGCCAAGGAUAACGUCUACCAUUUGGACUGCUUCGCCUGCCAGCUGUGCAAUCAGAGAUUUUGCGUGGGAGACAAAUUUUUCCUCAAGAACAAUAUGAUCCUUUGCCAGACAGACUAUGAGGAAGGGUUAAUGAAAGAAGGCUACGGGCCUCAAGUGCGUUGAAUCCCGGAGACACCCGGACGACGAAACUCUCCAUCUUUUUAUCUCUCUUCGCUCCACAUGUACAUAGGAAUUGACCCUGGUAACCACCACAUAGCAUAGCUCUAGAAGGCCGUAUGGUCAAAGAAAAUGAGAGACGAAAGGCGUCAAUAUGUAGUCAGUUCCAUCCAGUUCCGACUUGAAUGUUUAUUAUGAAAAAAAAACCCGAAAAGGUAAUGUACAUAUUGCUGUAUUUUUUUGCUUGCCCUUUGUUUUGGUUUCUUUGGUGUGUCACUCGCAUGAGAUGUUUAUUUUGGACUAUUGUACAUACUAUGUAUUGUAAUAUCUGAAGCACAAAUGUAAUACAGUUUUAUUGUGUUA